Schizophyllum commune H4-8 is the source of this 1206-nucleotide messenger RNA. RefSeq lists its product as uncharacterized. Lineage: Eukaryota; Fungi; Basidiomycota; Agaricomycetes; Agaricales; Schizophyllaceae. The transcript is spliced from 8 exons. The coding region runs from base 222 to 1172 and encodes 316 amino acids. The record is from RefSeq and is a predicted model, not a curated record.
CCGCGGGCCGCGACCUGCGCGUCCGCGCGCAUCUGUCAUGUCUUUCCCGACGUUCUUCCCGUCGUCAGCGCCGCCUUCCGACGUUGACUACCCGUGUGCCAAGAGCGCGCACUGCAUAUAAGCAUGGCUGGCGAGGCUCCGGUAGCUUACUUCUUUCCUCCUCCACUCUUCACUCCACCCUCGUCGUGCCUCUCUUUCGUUCUGCCUACCUCUCCUUCCCCAUGAUGCUGUCAUCAGCUUUUGUACUUGCUUCCCUCGCAGCGAGCGCGCUGGCCGCACACGCUGCGGCCAACUCUGCUCGUAUGGCGCGGGAUGUGUUCCCUCGCCGGCUGCCCUUCAAGGGUCCGGGUGCUCAGAAUACUCCCUCCCUCUCCCGCCGCGUCAUCGAGCCCACCACCUGGGACCCACCCGCCAACCUCACGCAACCGCUGGAGGAGGUUUGGCAGCACGAGAUGGAGACCUACUCCGACCCGCUCGGCUUCAAGAACUACGGCUUCGAUCAAGUCAUCGCCAACAACGGCAAAAUCAACUACUGUGUCCGCUGGGAGUCCUCCAAGACCUCCACCGAGGCCGACCGCGCGACGAUCGCCGAGGCCCUCCAGCGCUUCGUCGGCAAGUGGAUGGAGUGGCUCUAUGGCUACGACUCCUUCCCGUACUCCUCCGUCCCCGUCUCCGUCGUCGGCUGGGCCGUCAGCGACCCCAACCUCCUCGAGGGCGACACGUCGGGCUUAGAGGUGUACACGGACGUGGACGCGGAUGGGAUCCCGCAGUGCGCGGAGGCGUGCGGCCGGUUCUUCCAUCAGGAUAACGAUUAUUCGGGGUGUGCGGCGGGGGCGGACAAGCAUUAUGACAUGUCCCUCUGGCUCACGGACGGCAUGGGCGAGACCGGCGCGGGCGGCGACUGGGGCCAGCGCGUCGGCUCAGAGUACUUCCUGGAGACGAUGAACGAGGAGAACGUGCAUAUUGUGCUGCAUGAGUUGGGCCACACCUUUGCGCUCGAUGACUUCUACGACUGGACGCCCACCGGCAUCACCAACUUUAUCAUGCUUGCCGGAAGCUCGACGGUGAUUACUGACUUUGACGGUUGGAUGCUCCGCGACUGGUGGACGAACCUGAAGGACCGCUAUGAUCUCAGCGCGGCAGCCGCAGCGGUGAACGCAACUGCGGCUUGAGUGUCCGUCUUGCUGUAGGGCGAGUCGCUGGCGG